This is a messenger RNA of Paramuricea clavata, 5043 nucleotides long. NCBI's taxonomy places the organism in Eukaryota, Metazoa, Cnidaria, Anthozoa, Malacalcyonacea, Plexauridae. The record is from the annotation of a GenBank genome assembly.
AUGGUAUAUGAUAGGAGUUCAGAAGCAAAGGCAACGGAAGAUUCACAGUUGGAUACAACCAGAGGCAGUACAGCCAAGUUAAAACGGUUUGAAGAAAUCCUUGUAAAGGGUAAAUCAGGUAUAGUCAUAUGUUUGUUGAUAUGUUAUGCACUAUUGGUCUGAGGAUUCGUUUACUGUGUAUGUCUUUGAUUCGAAAGAAUAAGCGAUCGAGGAACGCGUUCGUUAAUAGUUCAUGCAGCGAACUGAGCGAAGCAUUGGCAUGAUGACAUCUGAUUGCUUUCUCAACUGGCCUUAUCGCAUUCCGGCGCUAGCUUGCCGCGCGAUGAUAUCCACGGACCUGCAGCAAACAGAUCGGCGCCCUCUCCUGAUUUAUUCCAAUUAUUAGCUGACAGAAUCACCCGUCUAAUUCUGAAUUUGAAUAGUGUAAAUUUAUAUAAUCAUGCUAAUAAAGCUAUUAUUUACCAUACCGUAUUACCGCAAGCUCCGGCACAUACCGGAUAAUUUACUUUUCUUAUUAUAUUCAUUUUGAAAUCAAUGGUGUUUCCUGCAAUCUGAUUGGUUCACAGGAGUGAGAUUUCAGCACGAAUCGCACUCCUAGCAGUGCGAUUCGUGCUGAAAUCGCACCGUCUUUCAACCAAUCACAUUAGAGUGUUGACGUCAGCCAACCAAUCAUAUUUAAGGUACGUUUACACGCUGCGAUUUGUUGGGCCGAUUUUGCUCGCUGUAUGUAAAUAACCUGUCGUGAGUACUCGCGUCAGCGCCUUGCGAUUCACAAAAUCGGGAGAAAAAUCUGAAGCAAAACACUGGUUUUUCUCACGAUUCAACGAUUUUUCUUCCGUUGUACGUAAAGUUGAGGAAAACUUUUCGCACGCAGAAAACUAUAAUAUGAACAGACGAGAGAGCGGACAGCUUCAAUUGAACAUUUAAAUCGCUGAAUGUCGAAGAAGGGGCAACGUUUAAUUGCCAAAAUCGGCCCGACAAAUCGCAGCGUGUAAAGGUACGUUUACACGCUGCGAUUUGUCGGGCAGAUUUUGCUCGCUGUAUGUAAAUAACCUGUUGUGAGCUGAGUACUCGCGUCAGCACCUUGCGAUUCACAAAAUCGGGAGAAAAAUCUGUAACAAAACACAGAUUUUUCUCACGAUUCAACGAUUUUUCUUCCGUUGUAAAAUUGUUGAAAACUUUUCGCAAGCGGACAGCUUCAAUUGAACGUUUAAAUUGCUAAAUGUCGAAGAAGGGGCAUUGAUUAUUUACCAAAAUCGGCCCGACAAAUCGCAGCGUGUAAACGUAGCUUAAACGUACCUUUAAUCAUAAGAUUCAAACAGCCAAUCAAUUCUAAGAAAAAUGUGAUACGGCAAAUGAGCAAAAACAAAACAUUUACAUAUGUCAUGAUUUACUCUUGAGUGGCCUAUUAAGCAAUUAAUUUAGUCUUGCACAUAAAAACAAAACAAUAUGGAUAGCUACAUGCAGUAAACUAUCAAAGAAUUGCAAAGAAUUUUAAAAUUUUUGAAAUUUUGCAAAAAGUAACGGGCAAAAAUGCCAACAAAAGCAAAUUUAAAGCGUCAGGGAAAACAAAGGUAAAUUCGCCGGCUAUCCUAUUUCCAAUUUUAAACGCAUAAAACUGCUCUAAAACUCUUUCAGAUCACUCGUAAAACCUACAAUAUGUAGGUUUAUACGUUUAUCGUUUAAAGUGGAAAUUGAACUUCGUGUCGUGCAAUUUUGGACUGAAAUCAAACUUGUGAUUACAAAUCGCUCUCCCGCUUCGCGGUCGUGCGAUUUUGUUAUAAUCAGUACGCGUUUGAUUUCAAUCCAAAUUGCACUCCACUCAGUUCAAUUACCUUUAUAUAUAAGGUGAUUAAAAGCCUUGAUUUUACUGUAGUUAAGAUUGUACCAUUUCAAAAAUAUCUCAUCAAAAAUAGACCAUAUAUAUAGUAUAGGUAUGAUCCAUGCUGUGCAGAAUCUCUCAAACUUGAAUAUUAAUGUUUCACUCGGUAGGGUCAUCCCGCCAUAAUGAGCCACUUCAGGCUGUGGUUGAAAACAAACUUCACGAAUCCGCCUUGAGUGAAGAAAAUAGCAGCAUCCUUGAGAGAAACCGAGCAUUACUUCAAUAUAUUGCUACCUUAGCCAACUCUAAUGAUAAUCAAGAUCAGUUUAACUACGAGUUUGUCCAGUCCUUGCUCAAAGGUGGUGCUGAGAUAAACACCGCUGACCAGUACGGGCAGUCAAUUUUUCACGAGGUAUCAAGAUCAUGGAAUGUUGACGUAGCAAAAUUUCUACUAAAGCAUGGUGAGUUGAAUUAUGGACUCGAAAUCACAUGACCAAAAAGGUCACACAUGAAUUCGUUCCUUUUGCAAAUACCACGUCUCGGUGGUAAUUUUGGUGCUAGGGGAAAAGGAAUGUUUGGAGUGGGCUGAAGAGAUUAUUUUGAAUUUGUAUGUUCUUUUUUAAGUAGCAAUAAUUGGUGUUAUCUCAGACGGUUUUGAACAAAACAGGAUUCAUCCGAACUAGUUUAUCUUUAGCUAAACCUGCUAAAGUCGAAACAUUUCCUUGAAGGUUAACGACCCUGCAAUCCUAUAACAUUUCCAUUCUUAUUUUGUUUUUAAUUGUACUGUUAUACCAAACGUCUACAUUACCCGCAGUAAUAUACAAUUAAUAUUUUGCAGUAGAAUUACCUGCACGAUCAAGGCACACAACAUUAUGUAUUUCAGGCAAGCCAAACACCUCCCCCCUCCCCCCAAGAUUAUGCGGGUUGGUUCCGCAAAUAAAACUCGAGAACAGAAAUAGAAAGUGUAAAAACAAUUUACCAACCUUUAUCUGGUUUGGUGGCAGACAAAGAUUGCAGGCAUUAAACGACAUUUCUGCAUGAAUUGCUCACUUUUGCUAGCCCAACAACUACGUAGUUUCAUGAGCGGUGGCUGUAUCAGAAUGUAUGAACUAUAGCGGAUUAUGCAGGGGCGUAGCCACGGGGAGGGGGAUGGGGGCCGGGUGGGUCUUCGUGUGUUUUCCGCCAAACCUGCAGCCAUGACUUAAACCUGGUUAAGUAAAAGACCUCGGUAUAUUGCUUACACUUUACAUCUGUUCGAAAAUUAGCUAUGCUUGGAGAAUGAGAUGAUGUACAUAUAUAUAUACUCACUGUUUGUCUGCUGUUAUACAUACUUUUCCAACACCAAUGGCAAUGGAUGGAUUGGACACUUUGUAUACGUGUUGUCAUAAACGCGUGUUUUCUCAUUACAUUUCCAUACAUUAGCAACCGGGCUGAAAUCCCAAUUUGGGAUGGACAUAUUAAUAGUCCCCAAAUAUAUUUUUAACUCCUAGGUUGUGAUAUCAACAAACAAGAUAGUUUUGGUCGCACUCCACUGCAUGUAUCAGCCGCAGUAAAUCAGUCACAAAUGACGGAAUUCUUGCUACAGAACAAGGCAAAUAUUGAUGCAAGAACAUUUGGAGAUGAGCAAGCUGCAAUACAUUACGCUGCGAAAAACGGAGCAGCGCAGUCCUUAAAAGUAUUGCUAGGAUAUCAUGCAGAUAUUGAUACACUGGAUGCGAAUAAAAAAACACCACUCCAGGUAAGCUUAUGUAUCAUUAUUAACCUCUAUUUCUGGGUCUUCAAAUAUUUCUGGGUCUUCAACAAAUUUCUGUUUCACAGAACUUAGGGCCUGGUCAUAUGAGCCCGGUUUGCAGGAAGCUCACCUGAUUUCUGCGUUAAUAUCAGUGUUAGGGAUCACAUGUCAAUUGCCGGAGAUGAAUAUCCUAUUCCUGCAUGCAGUGGCGUGGCCAGCCCGACGAUUCAGUCAUGUUUAAUUUAUAAAAUAUCAACCGGCACAAUCAAUUUCUAACGAAAGAAAUACACUAAUGAUAAUGAGUUGAAAUUUGCAUAGCGGGACCAAAUCGUCGGGCUGGCUAUAUACGCCUAUAUUAGAGCAUAUUAUGUAUAUUACAUUAUACUCGUAUGUAUUCUACUCGAAAGCAAUAAUUUCAACGUCAAAAUAAUAUAUAGAUCUUGUUUUUGUCGAAAUUUCCGAGAUUUAAAGUUAAGAAAUUGUGACAUCGUACGUAAAAUAUAUAAAGGCAUUUUUAUUUUCAUUGUUUAAUUCAUUUAUGUGUUGAUUUAAAACUUUUUACUUUAACAAACUUUCAAAAUAAUUUAUCAAAAAUGCCUCACAAUGGCGCGUAGCCGUUAAGAAAUGAAACUUUAUUUUAUAUAAUGUCCAAGAUAGCAACACGUAAAGUGAAGAAGUUAAUCAUCACUGACUGAUUGAAUGGUUAAUUUGGCGAAAGUACCAUUCGCACGUGACGACUGAUACCUGUUUUCCACUUGCGAAGUGAAUUUUUCAUUUUCUUUGGUCUCUCAACUGGAACCGUCUGGAACGAAUUGGAUAAAGACAAGAUAAAAUUCGCAAAGUGGAAAACCGGCUUAAGAAUGGUUAAUAAUAUUUAUACAGUCUUCCGAUCCGUCACGACAUAAGCAUUGCGUUUCAUUAACUCCGGUUAUAUUUUAUUUUAUUUUUAUAUCAUUAGCUCGCUGCAGAAUGGACACGGCAAGAAACCACUAAAAUUUUAAUCGAAGAAGGAGCUGCAUCAUGUUCUCCUGACUCGUCCGGUUAUACACCACUCUGUGUGCUGAUCGAUCGCAUGCCAAACCUCGCGUUGGACGCGCUCAAUCAACUUCACAAGAGGGACGUGAUUAGUAUGAAAGAUUACUAUCAUCUGCAACAUUUGGAAACAUCAAAACGAAAUCACGAAACUAAAUCAACGCGAACAGCUCUAGAAACUGCGGUUGCAACAAGAAAAUUCGAAGUGGUAACACACCCAGUUAUGCAGAGGCUCAUUUCGAACAAGUGGAUCCAAUAUGGUCGAUUGUCAACGAUCUUUGAUCUGCUAUUUCAUGCUGUAUUUGGAAUUAUGUGGACAACUGUGUGCAUAGGUACACCAAAAAGUGGACGAGCCCUGUACAUCCCGUUGGAAGAUCAUGUUUGGAGGGUAGUCCUUGGUUUGAUUAUUAUACUGUUGACAGUUUACGAUAUUGGAAACCAUGCCUAUGGUAAGUAG